AUGAAUACCAAUGACAUAAUUUAUUAGUAAUAGCAGGAAUAAUAAGAAAGAAAACCAAAUUUUAUAGAAAAGUUGUGUUCUUGCAUCUACUAUUUUCGCAAGAAAUCUAAUAAAACGAAUGACAAGUAUCAACUUGGAAUUGACACUCCAAAAUCACAUGUAUAAUUGAAACAUAUAAAUAUGAGAGCAGAAAAGUAUGUGUUCUAGAUUUAGAUGAAACACUAGUCCAUAGUUAAUUUAAGGCAGAGAAUGGUCAUGAUUUUUCACUAGAUGUAAUAAUUUAUAAUAUAUUAGAUCAUAGUCUAAAGUCAAUUAUUUAAAGUAUAUGUGACAGUUAGACCUGGUGUUGAAAACUUCAUUGAAACUCUAAGCGAAUACUUUGAAGUUAUCAUGUGGACUGCUAGUUUGAAAGAAUACGCAGAUCCUGUUAUGGACAUUAUAGAUCCUUCACGAAGAGCUUUGACUAGAUUAUAUAGAGAAAGUUGUACUCCUAUUCAAGGAGGGUUAACCAAAAAUUUAAGCAAAUUGGGGAGAAACUUAAAGGAUGUCAUAAUCAUAGAUGUAAAUGAAUUGUUCACUCUUAGAAUUCCUAAAUGUCCUUUUUAUUUUAACAAGAGAAUGGAUAUUUGAUCAAAGAUUUCAUUGCAGAUAAAAAUGAUAACGAACUAGAGACUCUAUUACCAUUUCUUAUUUGGUUAAGUUAGGUAUUGAAUAUUAAGAAAUAUUAAGUAAAAUGAUGUUCGUCCAGUCUCUUAAUUAUUUAAAUAGUAUUUUAUGAACGAAUCGAUAUAAAGGAAACAUUCCAAAAGACAAGUACUCUCAUAAUCCAUGAUUUUGAAUAAUCAGAAUAGCAAUAAAAAGUCUGAUGUCAAAGCACAAAGAACUCAUACUGUGAAUCAUUGUGAUAUAGAGGAAAUCGAACUGAGAGCUGAAGCAAAUCUAAAUUCUCCUAAUAUUGAGAUGAAACUAAAUGAUUAAACUGAUGAUGAAAGUCGUGAAACAUUUGAAAUAAGUAAUUGUUGA
Messenger RNA from Paramecium octaurelia, 1023 nucleotides. The record is from the annotation of a GenBank genome assembly. Lineage: Eukaryota; Ciliophora; Oligohymenophorea; Peniculida; Parameciidae.